GGCAGGUCCUUGCAACAAGCCUGAGCAAGCUUUAGCAAGAUGAAGGGUAUUAAACAGCUUCUGCAGCCUAUCUCUUGACCAUGGAUGUAGCAGGACUCAACUUCUAUCAAGCCCACUGGCCUCUGUGUGAGGCUUCGUUGCUUCCAGGAGUUGAUUACCACUUAGGCAUGGCAGAGCGGCCUCAGGUACUGUCCCAGGAAACUCUAAACCAGAUGAUGUCCUCAGAGGGCAUAGACACUGGCCAUCUGAAGGCAGGGCCACUCUCUCUCCCCCUGCACUCCCAGUCAACAGAUAUGGCACCCAAGCCACUACUUCGCUUGCAGAGUAUUGAAGAAGGGAAAGCCCCCUUUCCACCAUCCCGGAGAAGCUCCAUCAUGAGCAUCCUCAAUGCUCCCUUUCCCAGCAGGAGGAACUCGCUGGCUGCUGGGGGAAGGCGGCUCUCCAUUGGACCCUGGAUGCAUUGCGGUCGAGUGAGUUUCUCUGGGUUACCACUCUUUGAACCCAUGCGGGAGACGCACUAUGAAAAUAGCUACAAGACGAAGCCAGAUGAAGGCUGCAAAUUUAAUGCCUCCCAAGUGCAGCAAGUUCUUGAAUCUGUCCUAGCCACCUACCUAGGGGAUGCCAAGUAUAACCCUGCAAACGGCGGGCAGGUGGCCAAGAACCUGUCAGACCUCAUCCGGAACAGAAUCAAAGAGCUGAUCCCACCUCGCUACAAGCUGGUGUGUAACGUCUUUCUGGGCCAACAGGCCAACCAAGGUCUGCGCAUUGCUAGUCAAUCCCUCUGGGAUGUGGAGAACGACAGUUUUGCAUCUGCCACUUUCACUAACUCAUCACUCUUUGUUGUGGCCACAGUUCAUGGGCUCUAUUUUGAAUGAGCUUGCUUUGCUGAUCCUAAAGUUCCUUCUCCCUUACCUGUUGUGACAAGCUAGCAAUAAAAUAAAUACAUAAUGUGA
Messenger RNA from Podarcis raffonei (Aeolian wall lizard), 953 nucleotides. It is a transcript of the gene DYNLT4, whose product is annotated as dynein light chain Tctex-type 4. The record is from RefSeq and is a predicted model, not a curated record. Gene Ontology annotation, molecular function: dynein intermediate chain binding. Gene Ontology annotation, biological process: microtubule-based movement. Lineage: Eukaryota; Metazoa; Chordata; Lepidosauria; Squamata; Lacertidae. Gene Ontology annotation, cellular component: cytoplasmic dynein complex; cytoplasm. The coding region runs from base 81 to 875 and encodes 264 amino acids. The transcript has 2 exons.